AUGGAUACUGGUACAAAUAAGCGACAAAACAAUAAUAGUAAUAGUGAAAAUAAACCUAGUAUUAAAAAUCGAGAUCUUGCUGCUCAAUAUGGUAUCGGUAAAUCAACAUGUAGUGAAAUUUUAGCAAAGUUAAAUCAUUGGUUAUCGAUCAAUUUAGGUUCAAAAGAAGCGACAAAUAAGAAAAGCAAAAAACCUGUUUUUGUUGACAUUGAAUCAGCAGUGGCACUUUGGGUAGAACAUGUUAUAGGCAAUAAGCAAACAUUAACAGGCUAUCUUAUCCAAAAUAAGGCGAAAGAAUUUGCAACAUUACUGAAUGAAGAUAAAUUUAAUACUUCAAAUGGUUGGUUACAUAACUUUAAAAAAAGACACAACAUUAGAGAGUAUAAAAGGCAAAAUGAAGCUGAUAGUGCACCUUUCGAAGAAUUACCUGAAUUUAGAAAUGAGGUAUCAAGUGAAACAAUUAGAAAUUGUUGGUGUAAAAUGGGAAUUCCUCCAGUUGAAUUGAAUAAUGAUCAUUUUCCUCCGCAAGAAUUUUCACAUGAUGAAUAUCUAGAUGAUGAGAGAGAAGUUCAUUAUCUUAUUGAACAACUUCCAAUUAAUUCUAAUGAUCUUUUACCUGCUUCAGAAUAUAUAAAAAUUGACAAUAACUUAUCUUCAACUAAGAUCCCUUUAAACCAAGAAAUUUUAGCUGCUCUUCGAGUAAUCAAGUCCCCCACUGUAGAUCACUUAGUAGAUACCUCCACCGCAAUUGCAGUUACUGAGAACUCUUAUGGUGUUUAUGAAACAUUACCUUAUGAACUUAAGCCUAUAAAGACCGAGAUUUUACCAGUUCUUUCCCUUAACAAUAGAUUCAACCAA
Messenger RNA from Dentiscutata erythropus, 858 nucleotides. Lineage: Eukaryota; Fungi; Glomeromycota; Glomeromycetes; Diversisporales; Gigasporaceae. The record is from the annotation of a GenBank genome assembly.